Colias croceus (clouded yellow) is the source of this 936-nucleotide messenger RNA. Its product is annotated as zinc finger and SCAN domain-containing protein 31-like. The transcript is spliced from 3 exons. The coding region runs from base 1 to 936 and encodes 311 amino acids. The record is from RefSeq and is a predicted model, not a curated record. Lineage: Eukaryota; Metazoa; Arthropoda; Insecta; Lepidoptera; Pieridae.
AUGUAUCAAUUUCUAGAUGAAAUAAGAACAGCGCGGGGCCCAAAAAUGUCGUUAAAGAAACAGAGAACUCUUUUAAAAACGAACGAAACUAUUUAUCAUGAUAAAGUACCUAUAUCUACGCGAUUCUAUCUUCAGCUAUUGAAGAAAAGUCAAUUCUUACCACAAUUUACUGAGAACGAAAGUUACGACUAUGCGUCGGAAAGUGAAAAAGCCGUAAAUUCACCGGAACUUGGUAAAAAAAGUUCGAAUCAUAAACGCGAAGUUGAUAAAUCCACGUAUAAUCUAAGAUCGACCGAAUCGAAAACAGAACGGAAGGUUUUUAGUGAAAAAAGGCGUAGGCGAAGGAAAAGGAAUGUACCAGCCGUAGAUUCAGCCCUUGCUUUACCAGAGACAAAGCAGGCCGAAAAAAAAGUUAACAAAGAGCCAUUGGCGCCAAUUAUAGAGGAAAUAAAAAGUAGAGAACCUUUGAAGAGUGUAUUCAAAGGCGGAUCUGCAAUUGAUAAAAUUGCUGAAAAAUUGAAGAGCUUAGUUCGAAAUAAUGCGGAAGAAAAACUAAAUAAAGAGCUCUUGUACUGCAGGGAAUCUUUUGAUAAGGAGAACUUUAUGGAAAUUAACGAAAAAGAUAAUGAAUUUGACCCUAUAAAAGAUAACGAAGAGCGCCGUCGUCCAAACCACGUGUGUACGUACUGUGGGAAAAGCUUCGACCGGCCCUGGGUGCUAAAGGGUCACCUGCGACUGCAUACUGGGGAACGGCCCUUUCCCUGUCCGUAUCCGCAUUGUGGCAGGACGUUUGCUGAUCGUUCGAAUCUCCGAGCGCACCAGCGCACACGUGGCCACCAUUCCUGGCAAUGGCGCUGCCAGCAAUGCGGCAAGGCGUUCAGCCAGAACCGAUACCUGGAGAGACAUAGAGCUGAUGCGUGUAGGAAGUAUAAGUGA